Messenger RNA from Danio aesculapii, 525 nucleotides. RefSeq names its product crystallin, gamma M2e (gene crygm2e). NCBI's taxonomy places the organism in Eukaryota, Metazoa, Chordata, Actinopteri, Cypriniformes, Danionidae. Gene Ontology annotation, molecular function: structural constituent of eye lens. The record is from RefSeq and is a predicted model, not a curated record. Bases 1 to 525 code for a protein of 174 amino acids. The transcript is spliced from 3 exons. Gene Ontology annotation, biological process: visual perception; lens development in camera-type eye.
AUGGGCAGGAUCAUCUUCUAUGAGGACAGGAACUUCCAGGGUCGCUCUUAUGAAUGUAUGGGUGACUGUGCGGACAUGUCCUCUUACAUGAGCCGUUGCCACUCUUGUAGAAUAGAGAGCGGGUGCUGGAUGAUGUAUGAUCGUCCCAACUAUAUGGGCAAUCAGUAUUUCUUCAGGAGGGGUGACUAUGCUGACUAUAUGGCUAUGUUUGGCAUGAAUGAUUGUAUCAGAUCUUGCAGAAUGAUCCCCAUGCACAGGGGAUCCUUCAGAAUGAGGAUCUAUGAGAGGGAGAACUUUGGCGGUCAGAUGAACGAGAUGAUGGAUGACUGUGACAACAUCCAGGACCGUUACCGCAUGUCUCACUGCCAGUCCUGCCAUGUAAUGGAUGGUCACUGGCUCAUGUAUGAGCAGCCCCGCUACAGAGGCAAGAUGAUGUACUUCAGACCUGGAGAGUACAGGAACUUCAGUAAUAUGGGUGGCACGAGAUUCAUGAGCAUGAAGCGUAUCAAUGAUUCUUAUUUUUAA